This is a messenger RNA of Malania oleifera, 1284 nucleotides long. RefSeq lists its product as uncharacterized. NCBI's taxonomy places the organism in Eukaryota, Viridiplantae, Streptophyta, Magnoliopsida, Santalales, Ximeniaceae. Bases 1 to 1284 code for a protein of 427 amino acids. The transcript has 3 exons. The record is from RefSeq and is a predicted model, not a curated record.
AUGGUCCAGGGAGAGAGGGAAACGCUAAAAAAAUUCAUGCAUCGCUUCAACGCCGCGAUCCUAGAGGUCCGCAACCUGGACAUGAAGGUAGCGUUGGCAGCCCUGACCACAGCUCUUCAACCCGAAAGCUUCCUAUACUCUUUGGGAAAAAAUCCACCGAUUGAUAUAGGGGAGUUGAUGGCCCGAGCACAGAAGUACAUCAACUUAGAAGAGAUGAUGGACACCAAGGGAAGUCGCAUUGAGCUGAAUAGGAAAGGGAAUAACCGGGAGAUGGGUGAAUCCUCUAGAUCCGCGAAGAGACAAGAGGCUACUACGCUGCUCACUAGCCCUAAGAUGAGAGGGCAUGACACAAAGGAAUGUAUUCAGUUGAGAAACAAGAUUGAAGCCCUGAUAAAAAGGGGAUACCUAUCAAGGUUUAUCAAGAAAGAAGAUCCACAAAGGGAACCUCGCGACCAAAGGAGACCCAACGCGAACAAGAAGGAAGAUCAAGUCAUAGGGGAAAUUGCAGUGAUCUUCAGAGGAUCUGCUAGUGGAGGAGAUAGCGGGGGCGCUCACAAAAGCGGAGACGAAGAAGGGGUACAACAACCACACAACGAUGCGCUGGUACUCUCCCUGUUGGUGGCGAACUACAAAGUUAGGCGUGUAUUAAUAGAUAACGAGAGUUCGGAGAACAUCAUGUUCUGGUCAGUACUUGAAGGAAUGAAAAUUGGAAAAAAACAACUCAAACCAAUCUCAACCCCCCUGGUUGGAUUUGGUGGGGAUGUGGUUCAUCCCGUAGGGACAAUCACACUACCUGUGACAAUAAGGACGACCCCACAGCAAGUUACUUCGUUGAUAGAGUUCUUGGUGGUUGACCGGCCUUCGGUAUACAAUAUCAUAUUGGGCUGCCCUUUACUUAAUGCAGUCCUGGCUGUAACAUUGACAUACCACCUCAAGAUGAAGUUCCCUACUCCACUCGGGACAGGGGUGGUCAAGGGAGAUCAAGCAGUAGCUCGGAAUUACUACGUUAUUGCCUUGAAAGGAAAAAUGGAGGCGAGAGAAACCUUAACUAUGGAAUAUCUAGAAGUAAGGGGGCAAUAUCCCCAAAUCAACACAGUAGAUGAAGAUAUCGCUCACGUACCUCUAAACGGCCACCAAGAGAGAUCUGUGCAUAUCAGGAGUCGCCUGCCUGACACCCUGAGAGUAGAGCUAAGCAAGCUACUGAACGAAUUCGCAAACGUGUUCACUUGGUCUGCCGAAGAUAUGCAAGGCAUUGAUCCUGCCAUCAUAGAACAGAGGUUGUAG